Vigna umbellata (rice bean) is the source of this 748-nucleotide messenger RNA. NCBI's taxonomy places the organism in Eukaryota, Viridiplantae, Streptophyta, Magnoliopsida, Fabales, Fabaceae. The record is from RefSeq and is a predicted model, not a curated record.
ACAAGUUAGUUAAACUAUACAUAUGGAAUUCUUUCCAAACAAAUUAUUCACUCAUCGUAGCCUCUCUUCUCCAUAAUCACCACCAACCUUUCCUUCAUUCUAGCUCUCGUUCCUUCCAAUGGCUGACGCUUUGCUGGGAAUUGUGUUUCAAGACUUGCAAUCUGUUGUUCAAAGCCAACUUGCAACCUAUUGGGGUAUUGAUCAACAGGCACAGAAGCUUUCCAGCAAUCUUACGGCAAUUCGUGCUGUCCUCAGAGAUGCUGAGAGAAAGCAAAUAGCAAGCCAUGCUGUGAAGGAUUGGCUGCAGAAACUCACAGAUGCAGCAUAUGUGCUUGACGAUAUAUUGGAUGAAUGUUCGAUUCACUCCAGAGAGGUGCUGUCUGAUGAUGGACAUACUUCAUGCUUAGCCCGUGCACAUCCUAAGGACAUUCUCUUCCGAUUUCAUAUUGGAAAGAGGAUGAAAAAUAUCACCCAAAGAUUUCACGACAUCAAUGAAGAAAGACGCAUGUUUGAAUUACGAGUUGGUGUCACAGAGAAGCCAACAGUAGAUGAUGGUGAGGAUUAUCAAACUACCUCUGUCAUAACCGAACCCAUAUUCUGUGGCAGAGACGAGGAUCGAGAGAAAGUCGUGAAGCUUCUCCUAGAAGCUAAUAACAAUGAAGACCUCACCAUCUAUUCCAUCGUUGGUAUGGGUGGACUUGGCAAAACAACUCUUGCCAAGCAUGUCUUCCAUGACCACAGGGUAUGA